AUGAUGGAGGUGGAUAAUACAGCCGUGGCUGACGACCGCUCUCGUCGCGAUACCAGCGUCUUGUCUAUGGACGACCUUGAAGCCGCUCAAGCACUGGAAGGGCUUCGUACAGACUUCGGCGCAUCACCUAGAUCUUCACAACAGACCACCGCAUCACCCGAGUCCAAAUCGCAACCAGAACCAAUUCUCUCCCUGUUAACAUCUACCCACCCUCUGAUAUCCUCUGCAAUCAGCGGGUCGGUUGCCGCAUAUACCACCUCGAAAUCAUAUUCCCCUCGUUUCAAAUCUAGUGCCGAGUUCAUUGAACGGAACAUCGGCUCACCCGUAGCCAGCACUGUUCAUAGUGUUGGUCGCAAGACAGGUGUGGAGGGCAGUCUCCGCUGGGCCUUACAACGGCACGCAUCCAACUCGUCAGAGUCCAAUCGAUCAAAACGCCGCAAGGUGACCAGUGACAAACGCUCCAGUGAAGAAGAUCUAGAAAUAGGCGUGGUUCCGAAUAUGGAUUCCAAGAACCCGCCAGAAGCUCCAGAGCUCUACCUUAAUGAGUCUCUACCUCCGUACGACGACGAGAAAUCGCCCAGCUAUGAUGACCUCGGCAAGGAGGGUUCUUCCCGUCAGUCGACUUGGCAAAGCCGGCUCAUGAUCUCAACCUCUGGCCUGGGAGUUGCCAUGAGCGAAGAGUCACUGAAGAGCUUGCAAUAUUGCUUAACCUGGUUGAAAUGGGCCAAUGGCAGGUUGGGAAAUUCUAUUGUCGCUUUGCAGGAGACCCUGAAAGAAUGGGACUCUCUCCCGCAGAAGAACGGAGAUGGCUCUUCGGUCAAUGGCCAAGCCUCCAACAAGACUCUACUAUCACAGCGCAUCCAGGCCCUAAGGCACGAUGUAUUAUCCACCCUGAAGCAGGUGGUAGAUGUUGUCUCCAAGUAUGCCGGUGGGGCACUUCCCGAAAAUGCGCGCCAUCUCGUGCGCCGUCACCUCACUUCUCUUCCGCAUCGAUUCCAAGUCGCAACGACUGCCUGCCCGAAACCAGAUGAGUCCGGAACACCUUCCGAGCUCUCUAGCAGUGCCCGUCGGAUCCUAGUGCUUGCUCAGGAAGGCUUGGAUAUGAUGUCGCAGGUCAGUGGCGUUGUCAACGACACUCUCGUUAGUGCUGAGCACUGGUGCGAGCGGCUGGGCCGCAAACGUACGGGAAACAAGAACGCUGCUGAAGUUCAACCGGAAGCGCGAGAAUACCCGUCCGAUAUCAAACAAUCCAUCGCAGAAGCUCCCCAAGAUACCCCCAUGACCGGACUAGAAAAGACAUAA
Messenger RNA from Aspergillus versicolor CBS 583.65, 1302 nucleotides. RefSeq names its product putative clock controled protein (Ccg-8). The transcript is spliced from 2 exons. Bases 1 to 1302 code for a protein of 433 amino acids. Gene Ontology annotation, cellular component: endoplasmic reticulum; nucleus. Gene Ontology annotation, biological process: endoplasmic reticulum unfolded protein response; phospholipid biosynthetic process; regulation of transcription by RNA polymerase II. The record is from RefSeq and is a predicted model, not a curated record. Gene Ontology annotation, molecular function: transcription corepressor activity. Lineage: Eukaryota; Fungi; Ascomycota; Eurotiomycetes; Eurotiales; Aspergillaceae.